Chiloscyllium plagiosum (whitespotted bambooshark) is the source of this 4342-nucleotide messenger RNA. It is a transcript of the gene ccdc181, whose product is annotated as coiled-coil domain containing 181. Gene Ontology annotation, molecular function: microtubule binding. The record is from RefSeq and is a predicted model, not a curated record. NCBI's taxonomy places the organism in Eukaryota, Metazoa, Chordata, Chondrichthyes, Orectolobiformes, Hemiscylliidae.
AGCGGGAGGCGGGCGGGGGGUGGGUGGUCGCUGAGAGAGUAAGGGCAGCGGAUGGUGCAGCGAGGUCGCCAUGCACAGGAAUUCCUAAACAAAAAUGAGUGAAGAGAAUAGUGUUACUUCACAAUUUGAAGAAUAUGAAGAUGAUUUUGAGAAAGAUCUUGAUUGGCUAAUCAAUGAAGAAACAAAAAAUAGUGAUGAAGAGCCAGAGGUUUAUGAAGAAAGUGAAAACAUUGAUGCCAAACUUAAUAAAGAGCUGGAUGAAGAAGAAAGAGAAGAAAAUAAAAAUUCCAUAGAUGAGAAACAAUCUGCAAGCUUUGUAGAAAAACCAUGUGAACGGAACAAAGAUUUAAUAGACCAUGCAGAGAUCGCUAGGGGAGAAAAAAAUGUUAUUGUCAAUCAACCUGAUCCUAUAUCAGGAUCAGAUAGUGAGGGUUCAUUUCAUGAAUUAAAGCAGGAUGAUCAGCAAGAAGCAGAAGAGCAAACAGAGGAAGUAAAACGCUAUAUAGUGGAAAAGAUUGAGCAAGCCAACAAGAAGUUGCAGGAUGAAGAUCCUAUAGAUCAAAAUCGAGAACGCAGAUUGAAGUUCAAAGACCAUUUGGUUGACUUGGAGGUCCCCCCUAUCCAUUUACCUGAGACAGAAAAGGAUAAUGGAGAGGUCACAGGUCAAAUGUCUGAAAUGUGCAUUUCAAGUGAUGCUCAAAAGGUCAAUGUUAAUACAGGAAAUAAAGGCGAUGAAGACAAAAUCAAAGACAAAAAAGUGUUGAUGGAAAAAGAUGGAAAAUUUGAACUAGUGAGUUUACAGGAUUUUGGGAAUCAAGGUUUAUUACCUCAGAUUGCUGUAGCAUUCAGUGAAAAUGAAAGUAAACAAUCUCACUGCUUCAAUUCAGAUAAUCCUAAAGGAAACAACUUUUCAAGUAGUCAGACCAGUUUAUCUCCAAAUGAAAUUCUUCAUAUUCCCAAACCGCCAGAUGAACCAAAGGAUCGAGCAACUUCUGCAGCUAAUAUACAGAAGAAUGGAGCUCAAAAGAUACUACCUAGAAGGGUCCAAUCUGCAAUAAUGUCUCCCAAACCAUCUCCCCAACCGAACAUCUCAAAGGAAAAGGAGUUUAAUUGGCGAACCCAAAAGAAAGGUCAACUUAAGACUGAGGUGGGGGUAAGAAAAACUGAAGAGGAGAUGCGGAAGAAAGAGGAAAAUAAGAUGGCUUUUGGGAUCUGGCUUCAAAAGAAGAAGCAGCAGCGCCAAGAAGAAAGAAGAAUUCAAUGUGCGAAGGAACUAGAAAGAAAGAAUAGUAAGGAACAUCAAGAUCCAAAUGAAGCCUUCAAUCUCUGGCUAAAGAAAAAACGGGAACAGCAAAUUAAAGAGCAGCAAGUAGAAGCCAUGAGAAAAAGGGAACAAGAUUACAACUCAAAAGUUCACACAAGGGAAGAUUCUGAAAAAGCUUUUAAGCAGUGGCUAAAAAGAAAGAAAGCUGAGAAACGGGCAGAACAAUUGGCUGCAAAGGAGCGAUGCAGGAAGUUUCUGAUGGAAGCUAGAAAAGUUAAAAGAAUGCAGACUUUACUAUGCACCCUUAGUGAAUCUAAAUCAUUUCAGUUUGACAAUUAUGGUUACAGGUUCUAGAAAAUCAUGGUUAUGACAUCUUCUUUUCAUGUUUUAAUGCCUCAUUGCAGAAUUCAAAUGAGCAGAAAUCUUUCAAUGGUUUGCAAACCAGACUUUCAGUACUAUGAAUACAUCUGAGGAAAUUUCCACAAUAUUAUUCUAAUGUGUAAUUUUAACAUGCUCAUACAUCAGUGUUAACAUUUGAAAAACGUCUGAGCAUUCCACAACACAUGAUUAGGUUGGAAUAAAUUAUCUGCACAAUCUCUGAAUUGUUAAUGUUUUCUUCUAUGCCAGUUAAAAGAUUUUUUUUAAGUAUUUAUGUUCUUUUUGUUUAAUAGGCUGAAGUAUACCAGUGUUAACAUUGAUACUUUCCACAACAAAUCAUUAACAGUUGUUAAAAAUAAACAAAUAAUUAGUGUUUGUGUGUGAAAUGGUGUAGUUCUGUAUAUGCAAGCAAUGAGUUAACUUUCACCUACUCAUGUGAGCUAAACCCUUUAAACUUGGGGAUAUAUUGUUUGACUAUCAAUCAGUUAGCAUUAUUAUACCUACAGCUCAUUUUACAGUUAAGUUUAUAAGUUUCUCUCCCCUUUGAAUGUUUGCAUCCUUUUUAAGUAAAAAUGGGUGGAUGCCCAACUCUGUUUUCUGGAAUUGUUAGUCAACAGUGUUUAGAAGUAUCCUGCUGAUUUGCUGCUUUCCAUUUAGAAAUUUCCCAACCUUAUAUACAGUUCUUCCAUGAUUGUCUUACUAAAAUCGGGAGUUUGUGUCAUCAUAUCCAGUCCAGGGACGCAUACUAACGUGUAUACCCUUCUUCAAUUGUAUAUAGUUUCUCUGGGGCUUCUGCUCUUCUGGUAUAAUUUUGAAUGAAACUUUAUUUCUGCCAAAGUUACACUAGUAAGGUGUAGAAGCUUUGAGGAAGUUCCGAGAAAUACCAUUUUUUUCUUAAGUACCUGUCUUCAGAGCUAUUUACCAAUAAACCUGCCUUCUUGAAUGUCAUAGGAUUCUUUGGAUUUCUUUGAAUUGUGCAUAAUUGUUUCAGUUGUACCAUGUUUCAUUCAGAUUCUAAGUAGACAAAAUUUUAAUAGCAGAAGACUAAUCAUAAUGAGAACAAUACCCAAUAUAAUUUUGUUAUACAGCUUUGCGUUAUCACUGAAAACUGUACAGAAAAAAUUAUAACAAGCAUGGAAUUUGACUGUUCACUUAAAACGUUUCUUUCAAAGAGGAAUUAAUGAUGCUUGGUCAAGGUUAAUGAUGCGUCAGUGUUAUUGCAUUGCUACUGUAUCUACAUAAAAUUAUAUGUAGGUGUUGGAGGUAAAUGUCAUGACUUAGAGGAAAAUGUGUAGCUUGUGGACAUAAAAAUGUUUUCCAAGAAUUCAACCAAUCUUUAUGAAUAUGAAACAAUGCACAAAGCUUUGUUAUAAAAGAGUUUUGCUUGUGACAUAUAAUGUCAUCCAACCAAUGUGUUUUUGAAUUUUAUGUGAUAUUAAAAAUAUUCUUAAUUUUAUCUAUAGGCUUUCUUUUUGGUUCCAAAAGCAGCUUUCUGACAAACAAACCUGAAAUCAUUUAAGACAUCUUUAAUAUUUUUAGGAUUGUGACUAGUAAUACAAAAGUAAGCUCAUUGGCAGGUCUUUUUGAUCCCUGCCUCUCAUUGGUGGAAAUGAAAAGUAUUGUGGAGAACCGAGAUCCAUAGUCCAGUUGAGGUCAAAGGGUUGUCUUAUUAAAUCACAAAAAAAUCAAACCAUUAAAUGCCUGAUCAUGAUUGAUCAAUCUGUGAGGAAUAUGAAAGGCAAUUGGCCAGCUGCUUGCUCACCAUACCAAUUCUUAUUCAGCAUGGUACCUUACUUGCUCAUUUUUCUCAUUAUUAUAUUUGAGAUUGGGGUGGGGAGAAAGGUACCUUGAAGAAAGAAUAUCAUUAAUCAUUGAGCUUUAUACAUAGUUAAAGCAUAGAGAUGCCAAUAUGUUCAUUACCCUUACCCUUUAUCUGGAUGCUGUUCAGGCUAAACUGCACUCGUUUGCAUAAGGUAAUGGUUCUGAAGUGUUAAUGUUGGAGACUGUAUUAAGUUCCACGUGAUCUGAUAAUGCCAUAUAUACUUGAGAGGAGAACGACAACAUCAUAGCAUCUAGUGGGGUGGGUGAAGGUCUAUUUCCCCAUGUCUCCCAGUAGUCUUAGGAGCAAUGUUUAACUUACUAAUCUAAUGUACUUAGUUGCUACCAUGUAUUAAAUUACAUCUUGCUUAAAACAAGAGCCUUGCCUCUUUAAGACUUAUUAGCGGAUUUCCUCUAUCACUGUAAACUAAUUAGGCUUUCAAACGUAGUCAAGAAAAAAGGAUGUUGGCAGCAAAUUAGGCCAACCACAAACUGGUAAUGUUGGCACAUAGCAGCAGUGGGCAUUAUUACUCAAUACCACAGGGUAACAAUGAGAAUUCCAAUAGAACCAAGAACUAAGAAUUAUAGUGGUCCUAGUAGCAGUUCUGGAUAUUCAUGGCCUUUAUGGUUUUAAAAACAACUUAUGUAAAUAUUUGGCAUCUUUGAAACAAUAACCAGGUUAAUCUUCCAAUUAUUGAUAAGUAUGACUUGAGUAUUUUGGAGUUUAAGUUAAAUAAUUUUAGAAGGACAUUCAUAUUUAAAAACUUGCUUUACAGCAUAAGUAAUUGUCCUUUGCAAUUUUUAAUGUUUUUAAUGUGACUAAGAAUGUAGUUAUUAAUAUUCUUGUUCAUUGAUUAUUCUGCAGUAAAAUUAUUUUGUUUU